This is a messenger RNA of Aureobasidium namibiae CBS 147.97, 1683 nucleotides long. Its product is annotated as CTP synthase. Gene Ontology annotation, molecular function: CTP synthase activity; identical protein binding. Gene Ontology annotation, cellular component: cytoophidium; cytoplasm. NCBI's taxonomy places the organism in Eukaryota, Fungi, Ascomycota, Dothideomycetes, Dothideales, Saccotheciaceae. Gene Ontology annotation, biological process: CTP biosynthetic process; pyrimidine nucleobase biosynthetic process. The record is from RefSeq and is a predicted model, not a curated record. The transcript has 4 exons. Bases 1 to 1683 code for a protein of 560 amino acids.
AUGAAAUACGUAUUGGUAUCUGGAGGUGUUAUCAGCGGUGUCGGCAAGGGCAUUAUUGCCUCGUCGACUGGCCUGCUGCUGAAGACAAUGGGUUUGAAGAUAUUCUUCGUUCUCGACGACGGCGGUGAGGUCGACCUCGAUCUCGGCAACUACGAGCGCUACCUCAAUAUUACCCUGACGCGCGAAAACAACAUCACCACCGGCAAAAUCUACCAGCACGUCAUCGAGAAGGAGCGCAGAGGAGAUUACCUCGGCCACACUGUCCAGGUGGUUCCUCACAUUGUCGACGCCAUCCAGGACUGGGUCGAGAGAGUGGCCAAGAUCCCUGUCGACGACACGAAUGAAGAGCCCGACGUCUGUAUCAUCGAGUUGGGUGGCACAGUCGGCGACAUUGAGAGCAUGCCUUUCGUCGAGGCAAUGACUCAGCUCCGCGCCCGCGCCGGAAGAGACAACUUCAUGCAGAUCCAUGUCAGCUACGUGCCCAUGGUCCACGGCGAGCAGAAGACGAAGCCCACGCAGAUGGCCAUCAAGGCUGUGCGCAGUGCCGGUUUGAUCCCCGAUCUGAUUGCUUGCCGUUGCGAGCACCCUCUCGACGCCGGCGCCCACCAGAAGAUUGCUCGCUUCUGCCAGGUUCCCCUCCCUCAGGUCCUCGUCGUCCGCGAUAUGCCCACCACAUACCAAGUCCCUAUUCUUCUCCAAGAACAGGGUCUCUUGCAGAGUCUGAAGGAUAUCCUCCGCAUCGAUGCUUUGACCAUUUCUUCUGCUCUUGCAACAAAGGGUGCCGAAAUCUGGAGAACCUGGAACGACCUGGCCUCAGGUCUGGCAACCGUUACCGAUAUUGUCGAGAUUGCCCUGGUUGGAAAAUACCUCGAAUGUCCCGACAGUUAUCUGAGUGUCGUCAAGAGUGUCGAGCACGCCGCUAUGAGAUGCAAGAAGAAGCUGAAGAUCGUCUGGGUCGACGCCGAGCACCUCGAGCCUCAGUCCGAGAAGGCAAACCCUGCCCAAUACCACAAGGCCUGGCACGAUGUCUGCACCGCUUCCGGUAUCCUGGUCCCUGGCGGUUUCGGUCAAAGAGGUACCGAAGGUAUGAUGAAGGCUGCCAAGUGGGCCCGUGAGAACGGCACACCCUACCUUGGAAUCUGCCUCGGUAUGCAGAUUGCUGUCAUCGAGUUUGCAAGAAACGUUUGCGACAUUCCCGUCCCUGUCUCGACAAGUCAGGAGUUCGACGCUCGUGAUGAGGACCGUAUCAUUGUCUCCAUGCCUGAGCACCACCCUGGCCAGCUUGGUGGAACCAUGAGACUCGGUCUGAGACCUACCCUUUGGCAGCCCGACUCAGAGUGGAGUCGCCUGCGUGCCCUCUACGCCUCCACCACUUCCGCCGAUGGCCAAUCGCAAAUUCUGGAACGUCACCGUCACAGAUACGAAGUCAAUCCCAACUACGUCUCUACUCUGGAAUCAAAGGGUCUGAACUUUAUCGGCAAGGACGAGACUGGAGUUCGUCAAGAAAUCAUCGAGCUCAAGGAUCACCCCUGGUUCGUCGGUGUCCAGUACCACCCCGAGUACCUUUCCCGCGUUCUCCACCCUAGCAAGCCUUACCUCGGAUUCAUUGCUGCCAGUGCAGGCAUGCUCGACACAAUCACUGCCGAGAUUGUCAAGGAGAAGACGGCAAACACCUCAUUCUAG